AUGUAUUCGCGCGAGCAGUUCAUGAACCCAGGACCGGCUCCUCGCCCUCCCACCGACCGGCCUCAACUGAGCACGAUCUCUACGAUGUCUUCGGUCUCGUCUGCUGCUACCACCUUCGAUCGAAUGGGUCUUAAUUCGCCCUCUACCCCGUCACUCUCCAUAUUCCCGAAUUCGUCCUCGCUCUCGUUGAGCCAAAAGACCGGUCAGGGAGGCGUGGCUGUGAUCAAGGAAGGAUAUGUUAGAUGUAAAGAGGACAAGUUCCUGGCCAGCUGGAACCAACGGUAUCUCGUCCUACGCGAAUUCCGCCUCGACUUCCUCAAGAAUGAGACCGGCAAGAGCGUGCUCUCGAUCCAGCUCAAUAAUGUUAUGAACGUGACCCGGUCUGAGGAUACCAAGAUGGCAUUCGAGAUCACCCGUGUUGCAAACCCGAAAGACGCAAACUCCCGCAGUCCCUUGACAGGUCGGGAUAUCGCAACGAAGACGAUAACGUGCGAAGUAAAGAGUGACGAUGAAAUCUACGACUGGAUCGAUAAGAUAUACGAACGAUGUCCGGGUAUGGGAGGGGUCAGCAACCCGACGAAUUUCAGCCAUCAGAUUCACGUCGGAUUUGAUCCGCAGACGGGAGCGUUCGUUGGUCUUCCACCGGAGUGGGAGAAGCUCUUGACGGCCUCAGCUAUCACCAAGGAGGACUACAAGAAGAACCCACAGGCCGUCAUCGAAGUUCUAGAGUUCUACUCUGAUAUCAAAAUGCGCGAGCAAAACCCUCAAUAUUUCCCUGGAAUGAGCACUCCAUCUCCACCGAGCAUGCAAGCUCUACGCAGCCACGGUGUAGCCCCUCCGAGACCGCCUCCGCCUUCUGGUUUACAGCGCCUUGAUACCAACCAAUCCUCGCGCACACACGAUGAUAGAUCGCCCAGCGCGUCGCCGGCACAAUCAAACCGUAAGGGAUCAGACGCUGCCGACCGCUCAUAUGAUCAGCAGUACAAUCCAGAUCGUUCCAAAGAGAUGCCACAUCCGGAUCAACGACGACGAAUGGAGGAAGAGGCACGUCGUAUCCGCGAAGCGCAACGACAACGUGAAGAGGAACAAAACCGACGAGAGCAGGAAGCUUAUAAUGCAUCACUACCCAAGACUCGAGUACCACUUGCGCAGCAGGAGCUCGGUGGAUAUGGUGGCUCACGCGAACCGGCCAGUAGUACAUCUAGCAGCCGAUAUAACCCUUCUCGUCCUGCACCACAGGCUCCCUCGAGCGAACGAUCUCGACAGCCACAGCAAGACUCGUCGAGACCAAUAAACGCACAGCGCCCUGCUCCUUCACCACCAAGAAACGGAGCACCAUCAUCACAUUCCAGAGACGACAAUGGAUCUCUUCGCAGCGCUCCUCGCCCAGACCAAAGCCGACAGCAGCCAUCUGCUUCACGCUAUGCAGGGAAUGACAGCCGUAGCCCAGCUCGCACCCAGGCCCGCCAGCCAAACGGCUCCGCGGCCUCAGGUCAACCACCCAGCCGUCUCCCGGCUCCUGUUCAGGCAGUUAAACCCCUUAACAUCGCUAACAAGCACGGCCCUGCUGGCAAAUCGAAUGGAGUUGCUGAUGGUGUCCGUCAAGCUGAGGCUGCUCUGACUAAGAAACCAGAGCCAUCUCGUCAAAAGGAUGUCCGAAUGUCAACAAUGUCAGAAAGCGAGGUUAUGGAGAGACUUCGACAAGUCGUUUCAAAAGAGAAUCCAAACGAGUCGUACAGCAAGCAACGGAAGAUUGGACAGGGUGCUUCGGGAUCGGUAUACGUUGCUCGUGUUAAGGAGAACGCAAGCUCACCCGUGGCCCGUGAAAUAUACCGCACACACGGUCCUCGUGGACAGGUUGCCAUUAAACAAAUGGAUCUAAGAAGCCAACCUCGCAAGGAACUCAUUGUUAACGAAAUUAUCGUGAUGAAGGAUAGUCAGCAUCCAAAUAUCGUUAACUUCCUUGACUCGUUCUUACAGGAAUCAAGCAAUGAACUAUGGGUAGUCAUGGAGUUUAUGGAAGGAGGAGCAUUGACUGAUGUUAUUGAACAAAACCCUGUGAUCCAGGAGGAUCAGAUCUCAACCAUCUGCUACGAGACUUGCAAAGGCUUAGCCCAUCUACACGGUCAAAAUAUUAUCCAUCGUGAUAUCAAGAGUGACAAUGUCCUUUUGGAUAGAGUUGGAAACGUGAAAAUUACUGAUUUUGGUUUCUGUGCCAAACUUACCGAGUCGAAGAGCAAGCGUGCAACUAUGGUCGGAACCCCGUACUGGAUGGCUCCAGAGGUCGUCAAGCAGAAAGAGUACGGCCCAAGGGUCGACGUAUGGUCUCUUGGAAUCAUGGCUAUUGAGCUGAUCGAGUCCGAACCACCGUACCUGAACGAAGAGCCACUCAAGGCUCUAUACCUCAUCGCCACAAACGGUACCCCAUGCCUCAAGAAGCCAGAGAAACUCAGCAAGGAGCUUAAAUCCUUCCUCAGCGUAUGUCUCUGUGUCGAUGUCAGAAGCCGUGCCUCAUCUGAUGAACUAUUGUCACACGAAUUCCUUAAAAAUGGAUGCAGCUUGGCCAGCCUUGCUGAGCUGCUACGAUUCAAGAAAAACGCCGCUCAAUAG
Messenger RNA from Arthroderma uncinatum, 2610 nucleotides. Its product is annotated as STE/STE20/PAKA protein kinase. Gene Ontology annotation, molecular function: ATP binding; protein serine/threonine kinase activity. The transcript is spliced from 3 exons. Gene Ontology annotation, cellular component: cytoplasm. NCBI's taxonomy places the organism in Eukaryota, Fungi, Ascomycota, Eurotiomycetes, Onygenales, Arthrodermataceae. Bases 1 to 2610 code for a protein of 869 amino acids. Gene Ontology annotation, biological process: intracellular signal transduction; regulation of MAPK cascade; protein phosphorylation. The record is from RefSeq and is a predicted model, not a curated record.